This is a messenger RNA of Pollicipes pollicipes, 525 nucleotides long. Its product is annotated as homeobox protein Nkx-2.2. The transcript has 2 exons. Lineage: Eukaryota; Metazoa; Arthropoda; Thecostraca; Pollicipedomorpha; Pollicipedidae. Gene Ontology annotation, biological process: cell differentiation; regulation of transcription by RNA polymerase II. Gene Ontology annotation, molecular function: RNA polymerase II cis-regulatory region sequence-specific DNA binding; DNA-binding transcription factor activity, RNA polymerase II-specific. The coding region runs from base 1 to 525 and encodes 174 amino acids. Gene Ontology annotation, cellular component: nucleus. The record is from RefSeq and is a predicted model, not a curated record.
AUGGCCAAUCGAGGACGCCCCCCGGAGCUGGACGUCGCCGUCGACGCGACGCUCGACGACGCCUCGCUGCCGGCCAAGAAGCGCAAGCGGCGCGUGCUCUUCAGCAAGGCGCAGACGUACGAGCUGGAGCGGCGCUUCCGGCAGCAGCGCUACCUCUCGGCACCCGAGCGCGAGCACCUGGCCAGCCUGAUCCAGCUGACGCCGACGCAGGUCAAGAUCUGGUUCCAGAACCACCGCUACAAGACGAAGCGCGCGCACCAGGAGAAGGGCCUGAGCCUGCUGCCGCUGGGCUCGCCGCGGCGCGUGGCCGUGCCGGUGCUGGUACGGGACGGCAAGCCGUGCCCAGCUGGCGGCGGCGGCAGCUCGCCCGGCGCCGCCUUCAAGCCCGACCUGUACGGCCUGCCGUUCGGCGCCGCGCUCGACCUGCUGCCCUUCUCGGCCGUGUCCGUGUCGACCUCGGUGAUGGCGACGAUGGGCGCGCUGCCCGUCUACUCGCACCCGCUGAUGCAGCCGCGCUGGUGGUGA